AAUCCCAUACUUUCCCCUUUUCAGACAAAGGUUCGGUGGAAAAAAAUUAGUCCGUUUAAACGUGUAAUGAAAAAAAUAUAGUGACGUGUGCCUGUGACGAUUCAAUGCUUAGGUGUAAAACCUAUUUUUAGAUUUUUGUUUUGGAUUUUCCUGGGUCAAACAAAUUGAAACAUUGAAAUUCGCGUUUUGUUUUAUCGAAUAACGAAAUCAUGAAUUUUGUUACCAGUGUGUUUAAAAAGUAUAUAAACAAGAAUGACACAAAGCAGUCUUCUCAGCACAUCCCGCCAGAAACAGCUAAAUGUACAAAUAAUGUAGAAGUCGGAAAAAGUAAUGGGAUUAAAAACACAGCUACGUCACAGAGUAAUUUAUUUUUUAGUCCUGCGCAAAAUCAUCCAAGAAUAUUUGAAGAGGAUGAACCGUUUGAAGACGCUCAGACGAAUUUUCAAAUGGCUAUCAAGGAACCACAAAUUGGAGGACCAACGAUCGAGUUUAGAAAAUCAAGCAGUAUCCAGCCAGAUUCAUUAAAUACGAGUAUGAUAGACAGUUUGGAAAUAGCUAUACCAGAGACAGUUGCGUCAAUCAAUAAUCUAGAAGACAGCAUAGAAAAGUCUGAAAAAGAUUUUUUUAAAUCUAAUGAAGAUUUUGAGGAAUAUAAAUCCCUUAGUCCUCUAGUACUUGAUCCACACCUUGUUUCUUUCUUAACACCAGUUUCUUUAAAUGAUAUCUUAAAGCCCAAAAAAUGUGAAUCUUUACAAUCAUCAUUAGAAGUAUUAAUCACACAAGUGAACAAGACUCUGGCAAUUGACGAUGGUAUGAGAACUAAAGAAAUCGUGGCUCCUAUGACGAAUAGUGAUGAAAAAUCACAGGAUAUAACUCAAGAAAAAAUCGAAGCUUCAGGACCUCAAUCUUUAGACGAUUUAUUGAACAAACUUGCUACUUGCUCCUUGAAAGAUAAAACUAAUGAGAUAUCAGAAAAAAUUAUUAAGAAAAUAGGAACCAUAGAAACUGUAAUAUUGGAUGAUUUAAAUAGAAGCCUCGAGGUUCAAUCUCAGCCUCGUAGUUCAUCACAGGAGCUUAUACUUCACAAUACUGCAGAAAUAAUAAAAGAAAGUGAAAUACAAAUAAACGCUAUAGAGAAACAAGAGAUGCAAAACUUUGAAGCCCCAAAACACGUUAAUAAUGACUCUGCAAAUACUAUAAGAGUAUUUUUCGAACAAAAUCAGAAGGAAGAAUUUAUAGAAAAAAAACCUAAUAAACCCAAGGAUAUUAAAUUGAAAGCAAAUAACCAGGAUACAUAUAUGGACCAAAUUACGAAUGAUUUCGUAAAGCUUGAAAGCUCAAAAUGUGAUGUAAUGUUUGGCAAGUCUAAAAUUGUCAUAACUGAGGAUAAAGAAAAUUCAAAUAAAGACAUGGCUAUUGAAAAAGGGGAAAGAAAACAACCAGUGCCAGACCAAAAGACUAUAUUAGAAAUAAGCCCAGAUAAUAUAUUAGAUAAAAUAGAACGUGCACAAUAUAUCGAGUCAAAGAAAACUCAGGAAAAGGUAGAAAAAAUAUGUGGAGUAUCAGGAAACCAAACUAACGAAAAAAAUUACAAUCGAAUACAUUCUUCUAUAAACAGAGAUUCGACAGAAGAUGACCUACAAGAUCUAAACGUUGCUAUUUACAAAAGACAGGAGACACUUGAAUUUGAAAGAUUAGAACAACAAUUUGCCGAAAAAUCAAAUGCACAAAAAAGUGAAGACAAAGAUAUUUUAGGUGUUACAUCAGAUACGGAAACAAAAUAUGAAAAAGUAGAACGAGAAGUAUCUAAAAAUUUAAAACAUUCAAUUAAUGGUAUAAUAAACGAUAUUAUUGAGGAAUCACAACAUAAAGUUAUUAAAAAACUCGCUCUUGAUGAAUUAGAAAGAAGUAAACCAAAACAAAUUGUUGUACCUCACAAAAAGUUAGAACAGCAGUUGACUGAAUAUUCUAGUGAAGAAGAAAAUAAGACCAAGAGGAAUGAUAUUAUAGAAAAAUUAGUAGCUGAUUGUAUAUCACCACAUACAGAAGUUCAACGAGACCAAGAAGGGACACUGGAUUUUAAUAAACAUUUGGAUGAGAUAUCAUUUAAAAAUAAACGUGAGAAUAUAUUGAGGGAUAUUUAUACGCGAAAUACAGAAGAGGGAAAAUUGAUUAAAGAGGGAUUAAUGGAACCGUCGAAGUUUAAUUUGCCAGCAAAGUCUUCAUAUAGUAUCCAAGAAAAUCCACAGUGUAAGAAAUUGGAACGCGAUGUUAACUUAAGUAAGGUCAAUGAUAUUUUAGAAGAAUUGGUGGCUGAAAGUGAAGGAAAUAUUAUUGAGUCGUCACAAAACAAUAAUAUCAAUUUAAUACAAGCAGCUCAAGUUGACCAACAUGGUAUUUACAAAAGGCAAGAAACUUUGGAGUUUGAGAAGCUAGAAAAAAAUAUUGAGGAUAGUUCCUGCCAUCAAAAAGUUAAUAAUUUUGAAGAAAUUGUGACAAAAUGUUGUCCGCGUUUAGAGACAAUGGAAUUUCAAAAUAUUUGUUUUGAAAAUACUAUUAACGAAUCACAAUUAUCUACAGAUGUUGAUUUUAAUAAAUCCCUUCAAGAAAAUUCAGACACAGUUCAGGAAAAAAAUAAUCAAGUAUCGUUAAAAAUGAGCAUUUCAUCUGAUGCAGAAGACGACAAAGAUAAAAUUACCAAGGUUAACAGUGUAGACGAAAUAAAAGCUGAGGAUUUACAUGUAGUCAGAAAAGUCCAAGGCGACCAAUAUGGGGUUUGUAAGAGGCAAGAAAUGCAGGAAUUUGAAAAAUUAGAACAGAAAUUGGAAGAUUAUUCUGUCAAUAAAAAAACUGAUAAAAUUGCGGGAAAAAGUUGUCCACUAUCGUAUAACAACCACAAUGAGGCAGGAAAUGUACUUAAUCAAGAAAAUAUAUUAUUUAUCAAUCAGAAAUCAUUUGAAAAUGCCGUAAAAAACAAUAAAGGUGACCAUCCCUCAAUGCCCUUUUCACACACAAAAGUUAAUAUAAAUGAGAAAGAUUUAUUAAACGACGUUUUAAUCGAUUCAAUACCUAAUCCACAAAUAGAGUCUUACAUAAAUAUAUCGCAACUCAUUAAUUCUUCAUCAAAACCAAAGCAGGACUCACCACGGAAAUUCCUAAAUAAAGUAGAGGUUCGUCCAAAUAUAAGACACAAAUCAAAGUCAAGUGUAUCAAUAGAUCUGGUCAAGCCUACAGAGCAAAAUGCUCAAAAUGAUGAAUUAGGAAGUGAAAUUAAUAUUUUAAAAGAGCACCUACAUUGUAUGAAGAAAAUGAACCGUAAUAGGAAACCAGAUUUAGAAAUAAAAAAUAACAAGGAUAUUAUCGAAAUAUACAGAAAACUUCUAGAAGAAUAUGAAAGCCAUAUUGCACAACAAACCAAAGACUUGGAACAAUUGAAAAUAGAAUCGGAAAUGAAUAUAAGGCAUUUUACAAAUACAGAAAUGGCUUUUUCAGAUGUCUUCGAGAAAUAUGAAAAAGCUAAGGGUGUCAUUGCAGCCUACAAGAGAAAUGAAGAAACCUUAUCAGAAAACUUGAAAAAUGCCGGAGAGCAAUUAUAUCAAUUAGAAGCUAAAUGUUCCACAAUGAAGAAACAAUCAAUGGAAUACAUACAAAGGGCCAAUGAGCAAAUUGAACAAGAAAAAAGAAAAUACAAUAUGGAUAUUGGGAAACUGCAUGCGCAAGUAAAGAGAUUAGAAAUUAAAGCGUCCUCAUUAGAAGUCGCAUUAAAACAAAAGACAGAUGAGUGUCAGGCUUUGGCAGCUUUAUGUGAUGAUAUUACGGGAAGAAGUAUUUCAUAAUCCUAGAAUUCGUCAAUCAUGUUCAACAUAGUUUAUUCUAUAUUUAUUAGGUCUAUUAUUGAUUAUAUUACCGUUAUUUUUUAAGGUUUUUACUAAUGUAUUAAAUUUUAAUUAUAUUUAGUAAAUUCGGUUAAUUUAUUUUUUUUUGCAGUUGCUUGACAAUAGUUGUAGGUGACAGUAGUACUAACAGAAAAUGUUUUAUUAAAUAGGUAUUGCAUAAGAAAUAAAAUAUACUUAUUAUUGGCAAAUA
This is a messenger RNA of Anthonomus grandis grandis, 4086 nucleotides long. RefSeq lists its product as uncharacterized. The record is from RefSeq and is a predicted model, not a curated record. Bases 210 to 3836 code for a protein of 1208 amino acids. NCBI's taxonomy places the organism in Eukaryota, Metazoa, Arthropoda, Insecta, Coleoptera, Curculionidae. The transcript is spliced from 8 exons.